Molecule: messenger RNA, 2539 nt
Organism: Diuraphis noxia (Russian wheat aphid)
Lineage: Eukaryota; Metazoa; Arthropoda; Insecta; Hemiptera; Aphididae
Gene: Imp
Product: IGF-II mRNA-binding protein
Molecular function (GO): RNA binding
Source: RefSeq, a predicted model, not a curated record
UUAUAUUAGUCGUCGCCGCGUUCGAACGGGGAUCGAUAUACGUGGAGUACGCUCGCGGUAAAAUCCUCUUCCGCGGCCGCUAAUACGAUGCCUACCUAACCAACAAGUACCGUCAGUAGGCCGGAAAGAGUCGUAAAAAUCGAUUAUCGAUCUUCCAGAGUGUAUAAUAUUAUAAUAUAGUUUGUUUCGUAGUGUCUUAUACUAUCCAGUAUAGAAGUUUGCAGCUGCACACUUCUACUAUACCAAUUAAACACUCAUACACUCGUGUUAUGUCUGUCGUUAUGACUUCGGUUGUUGAAAUCGCGAGCAAACUCAUCUGACAGGAGGCGUUGACGAUUGCCGCUACGACACGUGCACUAAAUAAUAAUGCACCAUAAUAUUUUAAUAUAGUGGUAUAUAUAUAUGCUAUAUCAUACUGCGGGUUGUGUGUGAUAACUGAAAAUAUACUACUGUUGUAGCUUUAGUAGAACAUUUCGAACCCGGUGCACUGCGUAGUUAUGACCCCGAACGACAUGGACCAGAGUCAACAGCAGGCCAACCAGGGUAACACUCAAGAUUACAACGGUUACGCGUUUGGUCAACCGAGUUCUCAAUUCCAACCUAGACAACCGGCCGUUCAAAGCACCAACAAAAUCGUGAUCAGCAACGUGCCCAGCAGCGUUCGAUUCGAACAGUUGGAUCAGAUAUUGUUGCAGUUUGGUCAGGUCAAAGACAUCGAGAAGCUCAGUCAACGCGAUGGACCUACGCAGGUCAUACAGAUUACAUUUGAAUCCACCGAACAAGCACACAAUGCAUUAGCCAAUUUGCCAGGUUUAGAGCUUGAGGGUUGCCAGGUAAAAGUCGAACCAGCCAUGGAAAGGAGAAAUCGUAGUGCGAUAAGACAAAGAACGUAUGGUGCUCCUGGCGCUACUCCUACUAUUGGUAAUAGACAAACAGAGUUUCCGUUGCGUAUACUAGUGCACAGUGAUAUGGUUGGUGCAAUUAUUGGUCGAGGUGGUUCUACAAUCAGACAAAUAACACAACAGACAAGAGCCAGAGUUGAUGUUCAUAGAAAAGACAAUGUUGGCUCUUUGGAAAAAGCUAUAACAAUCUAUGGUAACCCUGAAAAUUGCACUAAUGCAUGUCGAAAAAUUUUGGAGGUCAUGCAACAAGAAGCAACCAACACUAAUAAAAGUGAUGUGAUACUGAAGAUCUUAGCUCAUAAUAAUCUGAUUGGUAGAAUAAUUGGAAAGGAGGGUAAUACGAUCAAGAGAAUUAUGUCUGAGACUGAAACAAAAAUUACUGUAUCUAGCAUAAAUGACAUCAACAGCUUCAACUACGAAAGGAUAAUUACUGUCAAAGGCUCAAUAGAGAAUAUGUCUAAAGCAGAGGCUCAAAUUAGUGCAAAGCUCAGACAGAGUUUUGAAAAUGAUCUACAAUCGAUGGCUCCUCAAACUGUUAUGUUCCCUGGACUUCAUCCAAUGGCAAUGAUGUCAGCAACAGGUAUAACUUAUCCAGGCCGCGGUGGUCCAACUAAUUAUCAACAAUUUGCACCAGCACCAUAUCCUCCCAUGUAUCCAUCCACCAUUCCGCCAAUUAAUCCAGCUCUGGCUGCAGAUGUACAAGAAACAGCAUUUUUGUUUAUUCCAAACAGUGCUGUUGGUGCUAUAAUUGGUACUAAGGGUUCUAAUAUCCGUAAUAUGAUAAGAUUUAGUGGCGCAUCAGUCAAAGUUGCAUCCACAGAAAAUGAAAAACAAGGAGUAAUAGGUAAUGCAGGUGACGCAAACAGUGCACAACAAGCUAGCCGAAAAGUGACAAUUGUUGGUACUGCUGAUUCCCAAUGGAAGGCUCAAGGAAUGAUAUUCGACAAGUUACGAGAUGAAGGUUUUGUUCCAAACAAUGAAGAAGUUAGAUUGACAGUAGAAAUAAUGGUGCCUAGUAGUCAAGUUGGUCGCAUAAUUGGUCGAGGUGGAUCUAAUGUUAGAGAAUUGCAACGAGUAACUGGAUCUAUAAUUAAACUACCUACACAAGGAUCAACUGAUGGCACUGAAGAUACUACCACAGUACACAUUAUUGGUCAUUUUUUGGCUACACAAUCGGCUCAAAGAAGAAUCCGAUCGAUGGUUGCAUCUGGAGCAAAUCCAGUGCCACGUCCACAACAACGCAACAGCAGACCCACAGAAACACCACAACAGUGAGUUGAUGACAGUUACCAUUAGUUCCUGGCAAAUAUAUCUCCUCCACCGACGUUAAAGAUUUCUACAUUACAAAUAAUGAUAUUUGCAUGAUAUAUUAUUGUUGUCGGUUUAUUUGCUACUGAAACUAAUGGCUGUCUUCCUCACACCAAAUCAAGAGCUACUGUUGACCUUAUAGGUCAAAGGAGGGGAUGUGACUGAUUGCGUGACCAAGAGUACAAAUGAUUGUUAUGGUACAGAUUGAGACGGUUUUUGUCUCUAUCUACCUUUAACAAUCGGCUCUUUUUAUACAUGAUUAAAGUUAGGGAUUUUUUUUUUAAUUAAAAAAGAGAGGGAGACAAAAUUUUGAAAAAAAAAAUACCUUU